Molecule: messenger RNA, 5375 nt
Organism: Mya arenaria
Lineage: Eukaryota; Metazoa; Mollusca; Bivalvia; Myida; Myidae
Exons: 3
Coding region: 1427-3292 (621 amino acids)
Source: RefSeq, a predicted model, not a curated record
UAAACAUCGUACAAUCCAACUCAAACUAUUAUUAUAACUUGAGUAGUACUCGGAUAAGCACUAAUGAAAGACUGAUGUGAAGAGGUCAUACAUUUCCACCAGGAAAAUGGAUGAUCUCAGUAGUGAAAAUAAUGACUAUGACUUUAACAUUAAGAAAUGCAUCUUCUGUUUAAAAGGAUUUUCUACCAGUAACACAUGUGUACAGAACCCAAAUAUUUCAAAACUUGACACUCUUUUCCAAUCAUGUAAAGCAAGAGCCGACUAAAUAGGCAGCCAGAUUUUGGCCAAUCAAGAAUUUAUAAAAGAUGGCUCACUUCCUUUACGUUAUCAUCGUAAUUGUAGAGCAACAUAUCAAAGCCUGUACCAUCAAUCAUUUUCAUCAAGUCUGAAAAAAAAAAACUGAUCCUGAAAUAAAUAACAAUGUAAAUGUCACAAUAGCAAGAAGAUCAUCCUCAAAUGCAUUUGAAUGGAAGUCACAAUGUUUCAUCUGUGGUGAAAAGUGUGAUACAAUAAGGGACCCAAGUAAUAAUUUAAGACCAGGCAGGAGUUGGUCCAUGGUAGAAACGUCAAUUGACUCAAGUCAUAACAGUACAUACUCAAAAGUCCUGAAAGCAGCAGAAAUAAAGAAUGACACUUCUUUGAUAAAUAGGCUUAGAAGUGUUUCAAAUGGGGAUCUUGUGGCUCUGGAGGCUCGCUAUCUUCGAAAGAAAGGCUGUCUUACCAAAUACUAUGAUACUAACCUGAAGACAGACCAAAUUAAUAGCAACGUUGCUCAGAAAUUUAGAUAUAGAUCAGCAGCAUUUCAAUUAAAAGAAGAGUAUGCAGACUCUAUCAUGAACCAAAAGAAUGUUUUAGAUUUAUUGAAAUCGCAAGAGAAGACUUUGGUGAUAAUGUAGAAACAUACAGAAGCUUUUACUUCAAAAUUCUUCUGCAAGAUGUAUGGCCUGAAUUGACAGUUGUGUAUCAAAAUGGUAAAUCGGACUUAGUUUGCUCAAAAGAUGUUACUGUAGGAGAAGCUUUGAGAGAUUACAAAGAGUUGGAACAAAGUUUUUAUGAUGCAAGUGAUGAGGACAUUGAAAUUGACCUAGCUUCUGACGAAAGCAUAGUACACAAAGCUGUCGGGGUAUUAAGAAGACGAAUCUUGCGAAAUACUGAAAAACUUGAUAGUGAAUAUUUUUCUGUUGAUGAAAUGUCUCUGUCAUCUCAGAAGAAGUUUGUUGACCCUCUCUUAUACAAAAUGAUAUGUUGAAUGGCAAAUUCUAAUGACUAUUAAAAUGCUACUGAAAUUCCAAAUGAUAAACAAGAAGUUCUCCUAGCACUUGCAUGUGAUGUUACAAAUUUAGUCACUUCAAUUCAAUCACCAAAGCAUCUUGGACUUACAGUGCACUUGUAUAAUGAAUUUGGAAGCCGCCACCUAAUUGAAGAUAUGAAUAGUCUAGGGUACGGAAUUUCAUAUUCGGAACUCAGAAUGUUUCUCUCCUCUGCUGCUGAACAUGCAAUCAAAACACAAUGCAUAACUGAAACAGGUGGUCUUGUUCCUGACAAUAUAACACACAAACGUGAUGGUGGCCAACUUGUUGUAGGGGUAGCAGACAACUGGGAUCACAACGAAAAAACAACUGAUGGCAAGGGCACGACACAUGCUAUGACAUCUAUACUGGUUUCACCAAAGGUCAGCGCUGACAGGCAGAUUCCAAGGUUGCAAAGAUCGACAAACAGAAGUUUCGACAAAAAUUGCGUCCCAGGGGGUAGCUUGUGCAGCAUAACUCCGUAUAGAAAGCCAAUCAACAGACCAUGCCCGACAUUUGAACCUGUUGUUUCUCUAGAGGAAGUUAAUCCAACCGUCACACCAGCUGUAACUCAAUCAAGAUUGAAAGAGUUACUUUACAGUUUUGGCCGAUGCUCAGUGUUCUGUGAUGAUAUUUCAGAACGAAGUAUAUAUCCACCAUGGGAUGGGUUUCAUGCCAAAACAAUGUUUGACGCAACAGCAAGUGUCUCAAAUGUUGCAUUUAACCCCAUAAUUAUGGCAACACCAACUGAUUAUAGUACCAUAUACACUGUACUGUUGCGAUUGAAAGAGUGUAUGAAUGCCUUAGGACAACAAUACGCCCCGGUAAUCUUCGAUAUGAGUCUGCUGGCAAAAGCAUUAGAAAUUGUUUGGUGUAACCGAGAUGAAUUACAAGGAGUUAUACCUUGCGAAGGAGGAAUGCACCUUUUAAUGUCUGUAUUUGCAGGAAUUGGGUAUCUUUAUGGAGAUGCAGGUCUUCGACAUUUACUCUCAGAGUCUGGUGUAUAUGCUGCAGGCACUGUAAACAACAUAUUGACGGGGAAAGACUUCGACAGAGCGCUUACCGCAUUUAAAAUAAUAGAUGAAGCUUUGAACUCUCGUCUUCUUACCAACUUUGAAGCUUGGUGCAUUGAAAAUGAUAUAGACCUAGAUGAAGAUUUAGGUAUGGCUCUGAGAAACAUAAAAGACAUCAAUAGCAUGACAGUUACUGAAAAAGACAUUUGGGGAAAUAUAGCCACAACCAAACUUCUUCCUUUAUUGGAAGAAUUUAGGACAGAAUCCCGGCAAAUCUCUCCAAUAUUUAAAUUAUGGGAUGAGUACUUGACAAGAGUUUCAGAACCUUUAAAACUGUUCAUAUCAUCAACUCGCGAACCUGACUGGACUGUCCAUAAGUAUUCAAAACUUUGCCUGCUUCCAUUGUUGUUUGCAUCCAAUAGGACCUCGUACGCUAAGAACAUGACUGUCCAAGUUCUGAAUAUGAACAGACUACCAAGAGAAGCAGAAGAUGGAUUUCUACAGGGCUUAUUUACUGCAAAAUUGUCGAGUGGCAAAUUCAACAACGUCUGGCUGGACUACACUCUGGAAGCUACAGAAAAUAAAGCUCUUAAAGGCACAGGUGGAAUUAUUGGUCUAACAAUGAAAGAUGGUGCUUUAGCACGAUGGUUUCUCUCACGGCCAUUAGCAUCUAGAUACUCAACUAUGUUCCACAAUAAUGUCUGUCAUAAAAAUGAAAAGGAUGGAACCCAUCAUGCAGAUACCAAAGCAAAACGAGAAAACUAUGAUAGAAACGUGAACAAAAUGGUAUCAAUGUUUGACAGUUCGUUUGUUGAUCCAUUCAAUACCAAAAAGGCACCCGAAAGACUUGUUAACUUCGCAACAUGUCAGCAAUCAACAGAUGAAAUUGAACUAAAUAUGUUGAGCUGCAUUGAUAAGGGAGAGGAAAUGUUGAAGGCCUUUGUAUCGGAAAGACUGAAAGCAAACCAAAAGGCUCAGACCCGCCAGUAAAGGGAUUUUUCAGUCCAAUGACCAGGAGCAAAGUGAAGACAAUGGCAGCAAGUAAAAUUAAAACUCAGGUGAAACGCACAAACAACAUAAAUAGUGAAGUAAUGUUCCAAAGACUUCUUGCAGUCAAUGCCUACAAAAAAAGUACCAACAUAACGCGUUUUCACCUUCGAAAACACGCCUGUUCCAACAAGUCUAUUUAGCAAAGAUGGUACAAUGCUGAAAUGUAAAAAAUCAGACUUUAUGACUAUGCUAGAGGGUCUUUUACCGGAUAAAAUAACUCACACACACAAAGCAGACACAUUGAUCUUUGAUGGAAUGGCUCUUGUUCAAUCACUUUCGCCACAAUCAGAACAUCUUACCUUCAGAUACAUGGCAGAAAUGUUCAUGAAACAUGUCUUUAAAAAGGCUAGUAACAUAGCAAAUGUGAAAACUGUUCAUAUAGUUUUUGACAGAUACAGUAACAUCAGUCUGAAGACACAAACAAGAAAUGGGCGUUGUGACAGUUCAACAAAAAAGGCAUUGCAUAUUCACGGAGAUUUGGCCAUACCAAAAGAUUGGAAAGCAUUUCUAUCAGUAGGCAAGAAUAAGGAGCGCCUCAUUGCAUAUUACACGGACUAUAUUGUUCAGAACUCUGCUCCAGUACUGAAAGGUGGCGAAUCUCUAUUUAUCAGUGGCGGAGCAGAGGAUAAAUGUUUCCUGUUAACAGAUGGAUCAUGUGAAGAAUUAAAGACUUGCGAUGCAACCAUGAAGAGGCAGACACGAGAAUAAUCAUCCAUUCAGCAUAUGCAAAGAAAAGGGGCUCUGAUUGCAUAGAAGUCAACAGUCCAGACACUGAUGUUCUUGUUUUACUUUUACAUCAUUUUGCAGCCAUAGGAGUGGGUAAAAUGUACAUGAGUACUGGAAGGACUGGUAUCCAUACUGAUUCCAAACGCUAGAUUCCGUUUCACGACUUAUUUGACAUGAUAUCUGAAGAUCAGAUGAAUGUUAUGCUAUCAGUGUACUGUCUUACCGGUUGUGAUACAACAAGCUCCUUUUAUGGAAAAGGGAAAAAGAAAGCGUUCAAGCUACUUAUGCAGAGUUCAUCAAAAUACCAGCCCUUAAGUGAUAUGGGUGAAGACGCCUCAUUAACCCCCAUACAAAAAUCUGCAUGUGUUACAUUUGUGGCUGAUCUAUACGGCAGCAGUGGAUGUUCAACAUUGAAUUCAAUCCGAAGUGUUAAAGCAUUGAAAUCACUUGCAUCUAAAAAUCUCCCCCCGACAGAAAAUAGCUUCCAUCUGCAUUGCCUUCGAUGUGUUAUCCAGCUUUGGAUAUGGCGACAUGCUCUGAUUGGAAUACAUCAUCUACCAUCACCGACACAGUUUGGCUAUGAAACAAAUCCAGACAACGGAACACUACAGCCUGUAAUGAUGAACCAGCCUGUAGCAGCACCUGAGUUGUUAAGCGACAUGGUCUGCAACUGUUCAUUAUGCAGUGAUGACUGUUCUUGCUUUAGAAACAAACAGCCCUGCACAGGGGCAUGCGGUUGUGACGGCAGUACCUCAAAUGAAUCUACCGAUACCAUAUGUACAAAUGUCUUCAUCCUGACAUCGUUGAUACAUGAAGAGGACUUGGACCUGUUUUUGGAGAACUAGAUGUUGAUAAACAUUUUAUCAUAGCUAUAAAUGUUUGUGAUUCCUUACCAAUAGUGUGAACAGUUCAUAAUUCAAUAGUCAAAAAGUGGUCUAUUUGUAAAUAGCAUGUGUUGUAAAUCAUAUAACAGAUUUUUCCCUAAUACAUAGUUUUAAUUAGUAUGUUGAAAGUUGUAUUCGUUUAAGGAGUACUGAAACUUGGUUAUUACUGAACAUGCCAUAUAAAUUAUGUUGCAUAAGUUAACAAGGACAGAUAAUUAAGUGACAAAUUCAAUUUCAAUUGCUGAUCAUGUUCUUAUUGCAAAUGUAUUUUAGCUUUACAAAACAUGAUUUUCAAACAUUUUUUUUCUCUAAACUUAAUUGCCAAAUAAACAAUAAUUUUUUAGAUGCAUUUGAUAUCCAUUUAAUACAAACAUUUUGAAACAAAUUCAGCCGAAUUGUGUAAUUUUUAUAAU